Molecule: messenger RNA, 621 nt
Organism: Lolium perenne
Lineage: Eukaryota; Viridiplantae; Streptophyta; Magnoliopsida; Poales; Poaceae
Source: RefSeq, a predicted model, not a curated record
AUGAGCUCAGGCGACGAGUUCGAUCUGUUGGAUUCGUCGAGCUUCGACGAUUCCGACCUCGAAGAGCUGCUCCAGGACGACGAGAUGGAGGCCACCAUGCUCCUCUUCUCCGUCAAGGACCUGGAGGACCGCGCGAAGCUGCUGAAUCGGAGGCGCGGCUCCGUGUUCGGCCGGAACCACAUCCAGCGGAAUCGCCUCCUCGGCCACGAGCAGCUGAUGGAGGACUACUUCGCCGAGGUACCUACCUAUCCUCCCCAUCUGUUCCGUAGGAGGUAUCGCAUGCGGCGUAGCUUGUUCGUCUCAAUCGUCAAGGCCUGCGAAUUGCAUUCGAAUUACUUCAAGCAACGUAGGAAUGCCGCCGGGGUGAUGGGUUUCAGCGCUUUCCAAGAGAUCUCUGCUACCAUGAGGGUCAUUGCGUAUGCGGAUUACACCGACGAGUAUCUUCGAAUUGGCGAAGAUACUACCACGGAGUCAGUCCGCAGGUUUGCUCGCAUGAUUAUCAAGUUGUAUGGGCCUACGUAUCUCCGAGCUCCCAACGAGGAUGACACCAAACAGUUGAUGGAGAUAAAUGAGAAAAGAGGUUGGUCUGGCAUGCUUGGUAGUCUUGAUUGUAUGCACUGA